AUGCAGAUUUUCGUUAAGACUUUGACCGGCAAAACUAUCACUUUAGAGGUAGAAUCUUCUGACACUAUCGAUAAUGUCAAAUCGAAGAUUCAAGAUAAGGAAGGAAUCCCUCCUGACCAGCAAAGACUCAUUUUUGCUGGUAAGCAGCUAGAAGACGGUAGAACUCUGUCCGAUUACAACAUUCAGAAAGAGUCUACCUUGCACUUGGUCCUGAGAUUGAGAGGUGGUAUGCAAAUUUUCGUUAAAACCUUGACCGGAAAGACCAUCACCCUUGAGGUUGAGUCCUCUGACACUAUCGAUAAUGUCAAGUCCAAAAUUCAAGAUAAGGAAGGAAUCCCUCCUGACCAGCAAAGACUCAUUUUUGCUGGUAAGCAGCUAGAAGACGGUAGAACUCUGUCCGAUUACAACAUUCAAAAGGAGUCGACCUUGCACCUGGUUUUGAGAUUGAGAGGUGGUAUGCAAAUUUUCGUUAAAACCUUGACCGGAAAGACCAUCACCCUUGAGGUUGAGUCCUCUGACACUAUCGAUAAUGUGAAAUCUAAAAUUCAGGAUAAAGAGGGUAUCCCGCCUGAUCAACAGAGAUUGAUUUUCGCUGGUAAGCAACUCGAAGACGGCAGAACUCUGUCUGAUUACAACAUUCAGAAAGAGUCUACCUUGCACCUGGUCCUGAGAUUGAGAGGUGGUAUGCAAAUUUUCGUUAAAACCUUGACCGGAAAGACCAUCACCCUUGAGGUUGAGUCCUCUGACACUAUCGAUAAUGUCAAGUCCAAAAUUCAAGAUAAGGAAGGAAUCCCCCCUGACCAGCAAAGACUUAUUUUCGCUGGUAAGCAACUCGAAGACGGUAGAACGUUAUCCGACUAUAACAUUCAAAAGGAGUCGACCUUGCAUCUGGUUUUGAGAUUGAGAGGUGGUAUGCAAAUUUUCGUUAAAACCUUGACUGGAAAGACCAUCACCCUUGAGGUUGAGUCCUCUGACACUAUCGAUAACGUCAAGUCCAAAAUUCAGGAUAAGGAAGGAAUCCCCCCUGACCAGCAAAGACUCAUUUUUGCUGGUAAGCAGCUAGAAGACGGUAGAACUCUGUCCGAUUACAACAUUCAGAAGGAAUCUACUCUUCAUUUGGUUUUGAGACUGAGAGGUGGUUUCUGA
Ogataea polymorpha is the source of this 1146-nucleotide messenger RNA. RefSeq names its product ubiquitin. Gene Ontology annotation, cellular component: nucleus; cytoplasm. Gene Ontology annotation, biological process: protein ubiquitination; modification-dependent protein catabolic process. The transcript has a single exon. Bases 1 to 1146 code for a protein of 381 amino acids. NCBI's taxonomy places the organism in Eukaryota, Fungi, Ascomycota, Pichiomycetes, Pichiales, Pichiaceae. Gene Ontology annotation, molecular function: protein tag activity; ubiquitin protein ligase binding. The record is from RefSeq and is a predicted model, not a curated record.